AACAAAGAGUAUAUGAAGUAAUAGGAGUUUUUUAAUUAGUAUUUUUUUGGUUUUUGAUAGAUUAUCUUUUGAUUUAAAUUUUCGUUUAUUUUUUUCUUGUGCGUGAUCAGUGUGUUAGACAAACACAUCUAGACAAAUUUUUUCGUAUCUUGUUAUAUUCAUUGAUGUUCUUCAAAAGAAUUUUAGUUGUACUUGUUGUUAGUGAAUUAUUCACUAAUCUCAAACUAGUUCAUAGUUUUCACGCUAAAGAAAACAAACAAGAAUUUUGUUAUUCUUCUCUGGAUGUUGUGCAAUUACAAGAUGCAACAUGUUCUUUUCAUUCACUAUGGAGUUCUAUGGCAAAAGAGGCUCAUUCAAUAGCUGCUGCUAUAAAAAAAAUUGAUAAGGAUUCGCGUUUUGGAAUUGCUACUUUUGGAGAUAAAAGUUUGAAAAAUCAAAUUUUAGGGGAAUCUGUACCUCGGCGCUUGGGCAAAGAAGGUGAUUACUGUUUAAAAGUUGAAUUGCCUUUAGUAAAUAAUAACCCGAAAACGGUCCAUAAAAUUUUCGAUGAAGUCGCAUCUGUAAAAAAUAGAAAAGGUGGAGGUGGUGAUUGGGACGAAGCUGUAUUUGAGGCUAUUUAUCGUUUAGCUUUAACAAAUAAAAUUCAAUGGCGCGAUUAUAAAUCGCCAGAUGGAACAUACGUUUCUCGUGUAAUAGUUGUUGUAACGGAUGCUAAAUCGCAUAUGAAGGAUGAUGUCCAAGGCAUUUUAGGAAAACAACUUCCUGCUUUUGAAACAAUUAUUCAAAGAAUAAAAGCUAGUAGCAAUGAAAAUAUUGAUUGUUUAUCGGUAGAAUACCCAGAUCAUAAAGAUGUUAUGGAGUAUCUCAAGAAAAAUCACAUUUCGAUCGUCUUCUUAAUAGCUCGUGGUGAAGAACUUAAGGCUAAAAAUAUUCGGUUAGGAUCACGAUGGAUUAAUAGAAGGAGGCCUACGAAUAAUGUUGCUAAGUGGUAUAGAGAUAUUUUUGCGAAUCUAGAUUUAGAUGUUCCCAUAUAUGAGUUCGAUAUGCAAGAGUCGAAUCUUGCAUCAAGUUUUCAAUCGGUUUUAGAUGAAUUUCAAAAAAAGAUGUGUAUCAAAAUAGCUGUUGAAUCGGAUAGUUACGAAAAAAAUACGGAAGUGCACGAUAGUAGCGAGUCUGUUGAGAAAAACCCCUUUCGAAAUUGUAGUACGGAAGAAGAGCAUUAUCAAAAUUUUGACAAUACAUUAUUAUUCGGGAAGUUUAUUCUACAUAAUAUAACCGAAAACGGAACUAUUUCGCUGAGUUCAAGAAGAAAAAUUAUAGAAAGUAACCGAUGUCAAAGUCAAACAUUUACUGUAGAUAACAAAAAUAGUACAGAAAACAGUGGACAAGAUGAAAAUACAUUGAAAAAUACGCUUUGGGAGUAUAACCAAAGCCAUGAUGCAGUUAAUGAACUAGGUAAAAAUGUUUCAGACGACGAAUUGAAUUCAGUUUCGUGUGGCGAAUUAACAUGCAAUAAGAAAGAAAAUUAUGUGGAUAAAGAAAACCAUGCUUUAAAUAAUUCAACAUUGCAGACAUAUAAUACUUCUUUGAACGAGUUCUCAACUUUAGGAACAUCUGAAACGUUAAAUACCUCAGUUAGCGGCAGUGAAGAAAAGAUACAAAAUUGUUCUAUUUUCCAUUCGAGUGACUGUGCUAAUUUAGUGGAUGCAUUAGAAACUGCUCCGGACCUCGCUGACGAAGUGUCUACGAAGUCUAUCAAAGUAAUAAGACCAAAUUUAAGUGGAGGUACUCCAAGAUUGUCUGCUGAAGAAGUAUUAACUAACAACGUUGAACCUGCAUUAGUUGAGAAAAUCAAUGACGUGCCAAUACAACCGGCUCAAAAUGUUUUAGAUGGGGUUACUGAUGAUGUAACAAAAAAACAGGUUGAUAACGGAACAGCGACGUUUAUUGAUAAUGUGAGAAGUGAGCCUGCUGGUAAGGUGUCAACAGCACCUAUUGAAAAUGUAUCCACAAAUUCAAUUGAUGGUGAGAAAGCUAUGUUUGUUGCCAAAGCGGCGACAGAACCUAUAAAAACUGUAUCAACGGAGCCAACUGAUGAUGUGGGAACUAACCUAGUUGAUGACAAGUCAACAGAACCUACUAAAAAUGGAUCAACGAACUCGACUGAUAAUUCAAGAAUUGAACUUGUUAAUAAUGAAACUGCAAUAUCCAUUUAUAAUGUGGGGGUUAAUUCAACUGAUAAGGUUGUAAGAGAACCUACUCAAUAUGUAUCAAGGGAACCAACCGAUAAUUUGAGAAUUGGGCUUGUUGAUAAUGGAACUGCGCCAUCCGUUAAUGAUGUGAACAUCAAGCCAGUUAAUGAAGUUUCAACAGAACUUAUUGAAAAUAUAUCCACAAAUCCAACUGAUGGUGAAGAAGGUAAGCCUGUUGACAAGGCGUUGACUAAAGCAAUAAAACCUGUAUCAACGGAGCCAACUGACAAUGAUGAAACUGAGCCAGUUGGUCAUAAGUCAAUAGACCCUACGAAAAACGUAUUAACAAAUAAAAAUGAUAUUGAGGAAGCUAAGUCUGUUGACAAGGCGGCGAUAGAACCUACAAAAACUGUAUCAACGGAAACAACUAAUGCUGUUGAAACUGAGCUAGUUGGUGAUAAGUCAACAGACCCUACUGAAAAUGUAUCAACAAAUAAAACCGAUAUUGAGGAAGCUCAGCCUGUUGACGAGGCGGCGACCGAAUUUACAAAAACUCUAUUAACGGAGAUAGCUGAUGAUAUAGGAACUAACCUAGUUGAUGACAAGUCAACAGAGCCCACUGAAAAUGGGCCAACGAACUCGACUGAUAAUUCGGGAAUUGAGAAUUUUGAAGAUAAAAUAAUGCCAUCUAUUAAUAGUGUUGGGGUUGAUCCAAUUGAUAAGGUUGUAAGAGAACCUACAGACACUGUAUCAACAAAGCCAACUUAUGAUAUGGAAACUGAGUUUGUUGAUGAGGCACCAAAAAAAUUCACGAAGAAUGUAUUAACGGAGCCAACUGUUAAUGCGGCAACUAAAGUAGUUGACAACGUGUCAACAAAACCUACUGAUCGUGUUGAAAUUGAGCCCAUUGAUAAGCCGACGACGGAACCUACUCAAUAUGUAUCAAGGGAACCAACCGAU
Molecule: messenger RNA, 3152 nt
Organism: Hylaeus volcanicus
Lineage: Eukaryota; Metazoa; Arthropoda; Insecta; Hymenoptera; Colletidae
Exons: 1
Source: RefSeq, a predicted model, not a curated record